Messenger RNA from Penicillium crustosum, 1152 nucleotides. Its product is annotated as DUF3176 domain-containing protein. NCBI's taxonomy places the organism in Eukaryota, Fungi, Ascomycota, Eurotiomycetes, Eurotiales, Aspergillaceae. The transcript has 3 exons. The record is from RefSeq and is a predicted model, not a curated record. The coding region runs from base 1 to 1152 and encodes 383 amino acids.
AUGGUCCGGAAUCAAGAACCAGAAGAGUCACCUGUGUCUCCUGUACAUUCAAAUGAAAUUGCACAAAAUGCACAAGAGGCGAACACACCCACACAAUCGCCUAGGAUCCUUCCUGUUGAGCCUCAUCCCGAACUAGUAAAUGAACCUCUAGUGCACGGCACGGCAGACCAGAAAACCAAACUAAAGGACAGAGAAAAUCCGUCCAUAUGGCAGCUUAUCUCGAACAUAUUCAUCUGGGAGGUACUAGCUAUGGUCUUAUCCUCGGGUGUUCUAGUCGCGAUCGUUGUGAUCUUGACACAAUAUGAUGGUCAUCCUCAACCGGCCUGGAGGUUAAUGUCACUGAACUCGGUAAUCUCCUGGUUAAGUACUGUCUCGAAAGGGUGUGUCUUAUCCGCUAUCAGCGAGGGAAUAGGACAGCUGAAGUGGGUAUGGUUCACACGAAAGAGUCGACCCUUAGUUGAUCUGGGUGCCUUCGAUGGGGCUAGCCGCGGGAUAUAUGGUUGUGCGGGCUUAGUUUGGAAACUACGGGCAAGACAUUUUGCAGCCCUGGGCAGUCUAGUCGUUAUCCUCGCCAUUGCCUUUGACCCUUUCAUCCAAAAUUUGAUCCACUACUACCCUAAACUCAUUGCCGAUUCCUCGGGGACUGCAAUCGUGUCGAGCAACGUUAAAUACGAUGCUAUAGGUCCUAUAUUGGAAACUGAUAAGACUGACCAAGACGUCAAAAGACCUGCUUCAAUCGAGCCGAUGUGCUCUGUUUCGAUUCAAGGCGGCACUAGUAACACCAAUAAUAUCUCCGCGGCUUUCCAGUUGAAUACAUACAAGGGCACCCCGAUCGUGAUAGGAUCGACAGACAGUUUCAUCUACACAAAAAGCCUCAUCCCUGCUAUCCAACUUAUCGCCCCACAUGACCUACCAGAAGGCCAAGUGACAUGGAAAAACACCUUUUCGAAGGGUUUCAAAUGGGAGGCCAUAGAAUGCAGCAUUGAACCUGUUGUGCACAGCUUCCGCGCGAACGUCACCAAGGGCGUUUAUCACCAAGAAACACUGGGCAUUUCGAAGAAUGGAUCUUUCGACAACUCGAUCCACAAGAACUACCACAUGCAUCCCCCUUGGGACCAGAGAUGGGCGUUGAGCCAAACAAAGACUUUGUGA